Armigeres subalbatus is the source of this 3172-nucleotide messenger RNA. Its product is annotated as insulin-like growth factor-binding protein complex acid labile subunit. The transcript has a single exon. Gene Ontology annotation, molecular function: protein binding. Lineage: Eukaryota; Metazoa; Arthropoda; Insecta; Diptera; Culicidae. Gene Ontology annotation, cellular component: extracellular matrix. The record is from RefSeq and is a predicted model, not a curated record. Bases 558 to 2357 code for a protein of 599 amino acids.
UGUUCGGCGUUUAGUCAUAAUACAACACUCGUUAGCGUCAGAAUCGUUCAUUGGCUGCCGGUCCGUUGCGGAUAAUCGCUGCAGAAGCUUUGGAGCACUGAAAUAAAUGCGCGCGUUCUGCUGUUUCGGUUGAAAUUUGGAUAGGAGGCGUUUUAUCAUUCGGAGGAAAUAGCUUUGCGGAGGACGACAAACUCGAGAAGAAAUCUCAAGAGUGUGAGUGGUUUUUUAAGUGGACUAGAAUUUUUAUGUUUUCAUUAUUGCGGAGACAAUUUUCGUAAUAGAGACACGGCCGAGUUGGGAAUCGUGAGGAGGAAAAUGUGUCGAUGAAGUGUUUGUUUACAAAACAAGAUCCGGCGAAGAGGUUUUUGGCCGUUGCGGUCCAUAUGUGAAUGAAGAAGCGAGGAAAGAAGCGAAUUCUUGUGUUAAGUGCCUUUCUCUAAUUUAUGACAAACAUUUGGAAUAGUUGGAAGAUAAUUGACGUUUAAGAGAACCGUGGACGUAGGGAAGAAGAAAAUCAAUGUUUGUGAAGAGAAGCUGAAAAGACCUGGAUAUAAAUCAUGAAGGCGCAAGUGGUCGUGAUUAUUACGUUGGCGUUUGCCGUGCCGGUGAUUAAAUCCAUUCCGUACUGCCCCAACAGUUGUACGUGUGAUGAUGAAAAGCUACACGUUACUUGUGGAGAAGGUUCGCUGGAUGUGCUGCCUAUUGCACUGAACCCAUCGAUCCGUCGCUUGAUUAUCAAGUUUCAUAAGAUUCGUUCGAUUGACUCAUCUAUUCAGUUUUACACAGAAUUGACAAUGUUAGAUCUGAGCUACAAUCACCUGCUGAACAUCCCCGAGUCGAUUUUUAUGUAUCAGAAGAAGUUACUUCAACUGCAUUUGAACAAUAAUAAAAUCGGCGCGCUAACCAAUAAAACAUUUGCUGGCAUGACGGAGCUACGGGUAUUGAAUUUACGAGAAAACUUCAUCGACCAGGUUACAAGUGAAAUGUUCAAAGUACUUCCGAAGUUGGAAGAGCUUAACCUUGGUACAAAUAGAAUCAGUCAAUUGGAUGCGAAAGCUUUCGAAGGUUUGAGUGAGUUGCGAGUGCUCUACUUGGAUGACAAUGCAAUCAAGACCAUUCCAACGCUUUCCCUGGCACCUCUGAAAACACUUGCAGAGUUGUACAUGGGAACGAACUCACUCCACAAAAUUCAACCAGGUGCUUUCGACGGGUUGCAGACACUAAGGAAGUUGGAUAUUCAUGGAUCAAUGCUGGUUAACAUUACUAUCGAUACGUUCAAAGGAUUAGACAACAUCCGUUCAGUCGAUCUGUCGGACAAUCAUCUACAGAAGAUUCCAACGGCUCAACUGAGUGGACUCAAACGUUUGGAAGACUUGGUCAUUGGUCAAAAUGAUUUUGAAGUUAUUCCAGAGGGUGCCUUCUUCGGCCUGGACAACCUUAGAAGCAUUGACAUAUCCGGUGCUUUGAAUCUCAAACGAGUCCAAGCUGGUGCUUUUUCGUCGAAUCCAAAUUUGGAAACGAUCGUCAUUGCUUCCAACAAGGAGCUACAUGAGCUGGAUGAAGGUGUUUUCUCAGGAUUGCCGCGUAUCAAGAAGGUUAUUCUGCGAGAUAAUAAAAUUUCCACUUUCCGUGAAGAAAUAUUGCCGUGGAAACAUUUAACGGAUUUCGAUGUCUCAGAAAAUCCACUCAACUGUGACUGCCAAAUGCUGUGGCUGCGCAAUUUGAUCCAUCGAAAGAAUGUUGAAACUGAAGAAGCUCAAAUUGUUUGCGUCUCUCCCGAUCGCCUACAUGGUCAACCAUUGAGGGAAAUAUCAACGGAAAUGCUUGGCUGCAAACAUCUACAGUCUAAAGAACGAGCCAUCUUUGGAGCUAUCAUCGUUGCUUCCGCUGCCACUGUUACAACCUUUGUUUUGAUCGUCUACAGACUGCGGCACAGAAUCUUGGAAACAUUCCGCCGACACUGGCGAACCAACAAACGUGAUACUCUCCAGGAAGAAAAGGACAUGGAGAUCCAGAAGACACUGGGCGAAGGUGACUAUCAUCAACCCCACUGCAACAUCUACACCUACAACUAUCACCCGGUGUUCAGGAACCAUCAGCACCCAUCGUCUCUGUAUGCCGGAGGUCAGUACUCGCUGCCAUUCCCGCAUUAUCAGUCUCAGGGUGGGACCCCGCAGCCCCAGUCCCACCAGUUCCAUCAGCAGCAGUUGCAGCCGUUGCCCCAAACGCCGGCAUCCAGCUCGUCGACGACCUCCACUCUGGUCCUGCCGAGUCAACCGGGGCAAAGUUCAACCAUCUACUCGCCGCAGUACGCACAUCACAUAUACGAAGUUCCGAAGAAUGUUUCGGAGACUUAGGUCAACGCAGGUAGAUUCCCCUUCCCCACUGUUGGUAUCAAAACAUAAGUUCGUUUAUUUCGAACGCACACGUGCUCAGAUCCUUAAUUGUUAUUAGUGGUGUAGGCUAAGCGGAAGCAGAUGUAUAAAAAUAAUUAUAUAUAUUAAUAUAUUGAAUGACAGGGGACGGAUGUAUGCGACUUCCAGAAAUUUGUGGAGCAAAAUGAGUCAUAUCGAGAUUUUUCACAGUACUUUAAUCUAAAAAGUCAUUACACAAACACUCUCACACACAAGAUUAGUUGUAUAAAUUAAUUCUAGUCAAUUCGAGAAGAGAUCUAACAGAGAAUAUCAAAGACUGUCCUUUCCGCUUGAUCCGGAAGGAUGCUCGCAACAAGUAGGAGGAACGAACACACCCGAUUCGCGUGCUGUGUUUUCGAAGGUCUGAUAGUUUAGCGAAGGAUUAUUGGCUGGUACGCAAGUCGCAAGAUUUUAAGAAAACUGUUUUUACAAGUAGGAACGUAAACAUCAACACAUGUGUACAAGAUAAAACCAAGCGGAAGAGAGUUCGUUUUAGAGUUUCUUUUCCUUUCUUGUUGUGUAAAAAGUAUUUUUAAGUGUAAAUAACCAUUAUAGGACAUCACAAAACACGCAAACGAACACUUAACUUUCACACACGAACAAAGCUAGUUAUGUAUUUUUAUUAAACCUUUUAUAAAAAAAAACACUGACAGAAAAAAAAAUCAAACGAUCAGUGGUGCAGAAUAACAUUAAAAAAAAUCAACGAAAUAAAACAUUGAGAUACGGGAAAAAUGUUACGAACAAAAAAAAAACAAUAA